AUGUUAUUCAACAUGGGCGUCGUAAACCGCUUGGGACGCAUUGAUGACGGGACGACGACAUCGGAUUACGAUUCGGCUGAGAUUGAGCGCCAGAUUUCGCUCAAGGUCUCUUUGCUAAAUGGCCAGUGGCAGGAUCACCGCCUCAACCUAAUGGAUACGCCGGGCUACGCAGACUUUAUCUCCGAGGCCAAGGCGGCGCUGCGCGUGUCCGACGCGGCGGUCGCUGUCGUCGAUUCGGUUGCCGGAGUAGAGAUCGGCACUGAGCGGACUUGGAAUUUCGCUGCCGAGUACAAUUUGCCCCGGGUGCUAUUCAUCAACAAGAUGGAUCGCGCCGAUGCCGACGCCGACCAGAUCUUAGAGAUGGUUCAAGAGCGUUUCGGGCGCCAAGUCGUGCCUUUGCAAGUGGCGGUAAACCCCGGUGAGGGGUUCAACCAGAUUGUCGAUUUGAUUACCAUGAAAGCCUAUGCGUACCAAGAUGGUAAGGCCACUGAAGGAGACGUACCGGACGAGGUCCAGGGCCGCGCCGAGGAGUUGCGCGAGCAGCUAGUAGAAUCCAUCGCCGAGACCGACGAAGCGCUGAUGGAGAAGUAUUUCAGUGAGGGCGAAUUGACUGCAGAGGAUAUAGUCGCUGGUUUGCGCCAGGCCAUGUUACGGCUCGAAAUUUUUCCGGUCUUUUUAGGGGAUGCCUACAACAAUGUCGGCAUUGAUCGGCUGCUAGACGCCUUGGUGCAAUACGGGCCAUCGCCAGCCGAGUCUGCAGGACUCAGAUUCCAAAAUGGCGAGGAGCAGGAAGUUGAGCUUGAAGGUGCCGCUACUGCGUCCUUGGCUGCUUUGGUGUUCAAGACCUUGGCCGAGCAUCACGUAGGUGAGCUCACUCUGCUGCGCCUCUUCUCUGGAGCGAUCAAGCCCGGCGACGAAGUGGCCAACUCAAGCAAUCGCAAUACCGAGCGCAUUGGCCAGAUAUAUCACCUCAACGGCAACAGGCGGGUCGAGGUCGAAAGUGCUGAGGCUGGCGAUAUCGUCGCCUUAGUCAAGCUCAAGAACACCCAUACGACCAAUACGCUUUGUGCCAAGGGUGAGUCGCUACAACUUCCGGGCAUUGUAUUCCCCGAGCCGCUAAUUCGCGUGGCUAUUCAGGCCAAGGAGCAAGGCGGCGAGGAUCGCGUCUCUACGGGGAUUGCUCAGUUGCACGAGGAAGAUCCGAGCUUCGUCAUGAAAUACGACGGUGAGGUCCGCCAAACGAUCCUGCUGACCCAAGGCGAGUUGCAUCUGGAGAUUAUCGUUAGCCGCCUGAAAGAGCGGUUUGGCGUGGAGAUCGAUAUGGAGGUGCCGCGGAUUCCCUAUCGAGAAACGAUCCGCGGCAACGCCGAUGCGCAAUAUCGGCACAAGAAGCAGUCGGGUGGACGGGGGCAGUUUGGCGAAGUCGUCGGCGGCAAUAUCCCGAGCAACUUCAUCCCCGCGGUGGAAAAGGGCAUCGUCGAGACGCUGAGCCAAGGGCCAGUAGCUGGUUACCAAGUCAUUGAUGUGGCUGCUACCGUGUAUGACGGUAAGCACCACCCGGUAGACUCGGACGAAGUUUCUUUUAAGUUGGCCAGCGCUCACGCCUUUAGGGACGCUUUCCUCAAAGCCAAACCGAUCCUGUUAGAACCUAUUUACCAUUUGGAGAUUACGGUGCCCGAGGAGUUUAUGGGCGACGUAAUGGGCGAUCUCUCGUCGCGGCGGGGUCGGAUCAGCGGUAUGGACACCGCCGGCCAUUUCCAGGUCAUCCACGCCGAGGCCCCCUUAGCGGAAAUAAACCGUUACGCCACGUUGCUGCGCUCCAUGACGCAGGGCAAGGGAUUCCACGCGCAGCGAUUCGACCGCUACGAGGACGUACCCGGGGAUAUCGUAGCUAAAAUCAUCGAGGAUUCGCAGAAGAACAAGGGCAGAGAAGCGGCGUAA
Geodia barretti is the source of this 1941-nucleotide messenger RNA. The record is from the annotation of a GenBank genome assembly. Lineage: Eukaryota; Metazoa; Porifera; Demospongiae; Tetractinellida; Geodiidae.